Molecule: messenger RNA, 369 nt
Organism: Blastocystis hominis
Lineage: Eukaryota; Bigyra; Opalinata; Blastocystidae
Exons: 4
Coding region: 29-355 (108 amino acids)
Biological process (GO): translation
Cellular component (GO): ribosome; cytosolic large ribosomal subunit
Molecular function (GO): structural constituent of ribosome
Source: RefSeq, a predicted model, not a curated record
GUUUCGAAGCACUGUGAAUUUACUCGAAAUGGUAGGGCAUCCUGAGAGAGUCCACGUACCCAAGACUGAGAAAACCUACUGCAAGAAGUGCAACAAGCACACGGAGCACAAGGUCACGCAGUACAAGGCCGGUAAGGCUUCUCUGAGACCUCAGGGAAAGCGUCGAUACGAUAUGAAGCAGAAGGGUUAUGGAGGUCAGACCAAGCCCAUUUUCCACAAGAAGGCCAAGCAGACCAAGAAGCUGGUCCUUCGUCUGGAGUGCAAGGAGUGCAAGAUGAGAGCUCAGCGCCCUCUGAAGCGAUGCAAGACCCUUGAGAUUGGAGAGAAGAAGAACAAGGAUGCUCAGACCUAUUAAGUAUCGAGUGCUUC